Microthlaspi erraticum is the source of this 1092-nucleotide messenger RNA. Lineage: Eukaryota; Viridiplantae; Streptophyta; Magnoliopsida; Brassicales; Brassicaceae. The record is from the annotation of a GenBank genome assembly.
AUGGCAGAGAAUCUCGCUUGUGGAGAAACCAGCGAUUCAUGGAUCAUUGACGAUAACGACGAUGACACCAACUGCGGCGGCGGAUUUACGGACGAGAUUGAUUACAACCAUAAUCAUCACCAACUCUUCACUAAAGGCGAUAACUUUACCGGCAACGGAUCAAUUCCGAUGAUGGGCUCUUCUCCGUCGUCGCUGACAGAAGACAGAAUCGGAGAGAUGAUUGAGAGAGAGAUUGAGUUUUCCCCCGGAGCUGAUUAUCUUACGAGAUUGCGUUCUGGCGAUUUGGAGUUUCGUGUUCGUAACCAAGCUCUCGAUUGGAUUCUAAAGGUUUGUGCUCACUACAAUUUUGGACCUCUGUGCAUAUGUCUGUCUAUGAACUUCUUGGAUCGGUUCUUGACAUCCUAUGAAUUGCCAAAAGACAAGGCUUGGUCUGCUCAGUUGCUAGCUGUUGCUUGCUUAUCAUUAGCAGCCAAAAUGGAGGAAACAGAUGUUCCUCAAACUGUUGAUUUACAGGUGGGAGAUCCAAGUUUUGUUUUUGAGGCCAAGACAAUUAAAAGGAUGGAGCUUUUGAUGCUCAACACAUUGAACUGGAGACUGCAAGCUCUAACUCCAUUCUCCUUCGUUGAUCAUUUCAUCAGCAAGAUCAACGGUUUCGUGACAGAGGAUUUGAUCUAUAGGUCGUCACAAUUCAUCUUGAACACCACUAAAGCAAUUGAAUUCUUGGGCUUCAGGCCGUCUGAGAUAGCUGCAGCAGCGGCAGUGUCUGUUUCCAUUUCAGGAGAAGUAAAGUGCAUUGAUGACGACGACAAGGCGGUGUCUAAUCUCACAUGUGUAAAACAGCAGGAGAGGGUGAAGGAAUGUUUAAGUUUGAUGAGGAAUCUCACCGAGGAGAAUGUUUUGGGAGCUAGAUUGUCGUCGCCGCAGAAGCUGAGGUUAGCGGCAAGAGUGGUGCCGGCGAGUCCGAUUGGAGUGUUGGAAGCAACUUGUUUGAGCUACAAGAGUGAAGAGAAGACAGUUGAGUCAUGUACAAAUUCCUCACAGAGUAGUCCAGACAACAACAACAAUAGCAACAAGAGGAGGAGAAAACUAUGA